Molecule: messenger RNA, 1856 nt
Organism: Spea bombifrons (plains spadefoot toad)
Lineage: Eukaryota; Metazoa; Chordata; Amphibia; Anura; Pelobatidae
Gene: SMAD3
Product: SMAD family member 3
Exons: 9
Coding region: 310-1587 (425 amino acids)
Biological process (GO): BMP signaling pathway; regulation of transcription by RNA polymerase II; anatomical structure morphogenesis
Cellular component (GO): heteromeric SMAD protein complex
Molecular function (GO): I-SMAD binding; DNA-binding transcription factor activity, RNA polymerase II-specific; RNA polymerase II cis-regulatory region sequence-specific DNA binding
Source: RefSeq, a predicted model, not a curated record
CAAAGAGAGAGACGCAGAAAAUUAGACGUAAAAGGGGGGAAGAGAGGUAGUUGGGUGUAGCGAGCCGCUAGAGAGUGCUGUGAGAGAGCGGGGGUCCUUAGAGACUGCACACUGAGGAAACGUGACAGAGGAAAUAGGGCCACAGGGCACAGUGACAGCAGAGUAGAGUGCGAGCGUGAGCAACGGUGACAAGAAGUGUGACAAAGAGUGUGUUCGGGUCACUUUUAGGGCACCCUCUCUCCUCCUUAUCCCCAUUUCACCCUCUCCUCUGUCUUGACACGCUUCCGUCUCUUCCUUGUGGGGGCUGCCAUGUCCUCUAUCUUGCCUUUUACCCCCCCAAUCGUUAAGAGGCUAUUGGGCUGGAAGAAGGGAGAGCAGAAUGGCCAAGAGGAGAAAUGGUGCGAGAAAGCAGUGAAAAGCCUGGUGAAAAAGCUUAAGAAGACCGGACAGCUGGACGAGCUGGAGAAAGCCCUGACCACCCAGAGCAUCAGCACCAAGUGUAUCACCAUCCCCAGAUCUCUGGAUGGGAGGCUUCAGGUCUCUCAUAGGAAGGGUUUACCGCAUGUCAUAUACUGCCGUCUCUGGAGGUGGCCGGACCUGCACAGCCACCACGAGUUACGGGCCAUGGAAAUGUGUGAAUAUGCUUUCAACAUGAAGAAGGAUGAAGUGUGUGUUAAUCCAUAUCACUACCAGAGAGUGGAGACACCAGUUCUUCCUCCAGUUCUGGUUCCACGGCACACUGAUAUUCCUGCAGAAUUUCCUCCUCUUGACGAUUACAGCCAUUCCAUCCCAGAAAACACCAAUUUUCCAGCAGGCAUUGAGCCACGGAUCACCUACAUUCCAGAAACGCCUCCACCAGGUUAUUUGAGCGAGGAUGGUGAAACCAGUGACCAAAUGAAUCGUUCCAUAGACACAGGCUCACCAAAUCUCUCUCCUAACUCCAUGUCUCCGGCUCACAGCAACAUAGACUUGCAGCCCGUCACAUACUGCGAGCCGGCCUUCUGGUGCUCCAUUUCUUACUAUGAGCUUAACCAGCGAGUAGGAGAGACCUUCCAUGCCUCCCAGCCCUCCAUGACCGUGGAUGGAUUUACAGACCCUUCGAACUCUGAGCGUUUCUGCCUGGGGCUGCUGUCCAACGUGAACCGGAACGCUGCGGUGGAGCUCACACGACGACACAUUGGGCGAGGAGUGCGCCUGUACUACAUCGGAGGCGAGGUGUUUGCGGAGUGUCUCAGCGACAGUGCCAUAUUUGUACAAUCCCCUAACUGUAAUCAGCGCUACGGCUGGCAUCCGGCUACCGUCUGCAAAAUACCGCCAGGGUGUAACCUGAAGAUCUUCAAUAACCAGGAGUUUGCCGCUCUUCUGGCCCAGUCGGUAAACCAGGGGUUUGAGGCAGUGUAUCAGCUCACACGGAUGUGCACCAUACGCAUGAGCUUCGUCAAGGGCUGGGGAGCAGAAUACAGGCGUCAGACUGUGACCAGCACCCCCUGCUGGAUCGAGCUGCAUCUGAAUGGUCCCCUCCAGUGGCUGGAUAAAGUUCUAACGCAAAUGGGCUCCCCAAACAUUCGCUGCUCUAGUGUCUCCUAGAUGGACAUGGCCAUAAACUAGCCCAGCUUAGUCCAUCCUGCACUUGGAGACAAACUCCUUACCCAGGAAAAAACUUUGGAAAUCACUUGUGGGAGUGAAAGGGUGGCGAUGCCCUCAAUGGAACAACAAUUUAUUGACUCUUUGUUAUGUCUAAUAAGAGGAACUCUGGAUUUGGAACCUUCAGCCUUAUCUAGAACUGCCACUCAGGAUGACUGCUGCCGGUCACCACUGCUGCCAUUCUCCUCUGUGCAGUUAGGUAAUCUGUUGGA